Messenger RNA from Bursaphelenchus okinawaensis, 4714 nucleotides. The record is from the annotation of a GenBank genome assembly. Lineage: Eukaryota; Metazoa; Nematoda; Chromadorea; Rhabditida; Aphelenchoididae.
AUGUCAUUGUUUCAUUUUCAAGAAUGGUUUUGGUCGGAAGUGCCCCAGGGUCGUACAAUUCACGUUUCAAAUUUGGUUGGAAAUAGAGGUAAAUUUGGCGAAUUUUAACGAAAAAUAGGUCAUUUUGAGACUGUUUUUGAAAUUUUAGGUAAUAAGUGAAGAAAAAAUACAAUUUUAGGUAACAUUUAGUGAAAAAAUUUUAUUUUAGGUAACAUUUUGUCAAAAAAUAUUGUUUUAGGUAACACUUGUAAUUUGGUGUACUUUUCUUCAAUUCAAUUAAAAUUCUACUUACUUUUAGACCAAAUAUUUGUUGGAUCACUGAAUGGCACCUUGUCCAUCUUCGAUCCCGGUCGAGAACCAGAUAAUCGACAGGAAACUGCUUUGAUGCUGGAGAAAGACCUAAAAGCCCCUGUUUUGAACAUACUGGUCGGAAAGUUCUUGGCCAGUUAUGAAGAAGCUCUUGUAGCUGUGCUACAUCCUAGGCUACUCAAGUUUUUUAGGCUUGGAACGGGUAGGUGAUUAAAGAUUAUCUCUUAGUCUUAUAUCUUAGCCCAGAGCCCUAGCCCAGAGCCCUAGCCCAGAGCCCUAGCCCAGAGCCCUAGCCCAGAGCCCUAGCCCAGAGCCCUAGCCCAGAGCCCAAGCCCAGAGCCCUAGCCUUAGCUUAGAGCCCUAGCCCAGAACCUUAGCUUAAGUCUUAGUCUAAGCCGUAGCCGAAGCCCACUAAGCCUGCACUAGCCUAAGACGGCUUAAUAUUACUUGCCCUAGCCCUAGUUUUAGCCUUGGCCUUGCUCUAGGUUUAGCCUCUGCCUUAGCUCUAACCCUAUCUUAGUCUUCUGGCCCUUUCCUUAUCCCUGGUCCUAGUACUAGUUCUGGCUAUUUUAAACCUACUACAAUAUGAUAUAUACUACCAUGUUACAUUUCAGUCGACAACGCCUCCUUUACACUAGACCCCAUCUUCGAACACAAACUAAAACAAGGUCCAGCCUUCAACAUGUGUGUGGGCGAGCUAUCUCGAGGUCAAUAUCAUCAGAUCUACGUUCAGUCGAUCAACUGUUCUUUGAGUAUAUACGAAGCCGAGAAUCAUGUGUUGGGCCGUCAAAUGCAGAAUGCCAUUCAUCCUGGACCAAUUGUGUAUGCGGCGAGUACGCAGACCUUGUUCAAUGCUAGUGGAGGGUAUCUGACGGCUUACCCACACAGCAGUUUCACUGCCACUUUGAGCAAUUCCAACAAAAAACUUAUGGUAAGGGGGGGCAAGUGUAGUAAAGGGAGAGGUUGGGCGUGGUAAAAAAUUUUAGGGGAUAGGAAGGGGGGGGGGACUGCCAAAAAUUUAAUAGUAAUUUUAUGUGAUUUAUGAAAAAAAAUUUUUAGGCGGGGUAAUUUUUGUUAUUUUUGAAGGGGAGGGUGUGAAUGUAGGGAAAAAAAUUUUUUUUUGAUUUUAUACAUUAAAAUUUUUUUGACGGGUAAAAAAGUUUUUUUGCAGGGCGUGGUAAAAAUUUUUUUUUCGAGUAUGGCAAAUUUAAAAAAAAUAUUAAAAAAUGACAUACCUAGUAAUAAAUUUUGCCAAAUGACACUCCACUACUAACUUUUACAAAAACUAAUACUUUAUCUCCAAUAUUUACAGUACGAAUGGACCUUCAACUUGGGUGAUACGGUAGUUGAUAUGGGUAAUAUCGACGAAACUCCGAUUCAGCCGUCAAUUAUUGUGCUGUGUCGUCGUAUGCUGUACUGUUUUACUCAUGGUGGGACGCCAAGAUUCAUGUUGAGAUUUCAAUUUGUGUGCACAUCAUUACUGGUUUAUAAGUCUAGUAGGUUUUGUGGUUUUAAAUUGCAGGAACUUUCUUUACAAAAUUUAAAAUGGAAAGAAUUUUCUUUACUGAUUGUAAAAUGGUAAAAACUUUCUUCAGAUAAUGUAAAAUGGCAAGAACUUUCUUUACAAAAUUCAAAAUGGCAAGGACUUUCUUUACAAAAUUCAAAAUGGCAAAAACUUUCUUUACAAAACACAAAAUGGCAAAAACUUUCUUUACAAAACACAAAAUGGCAAUUGUCGUAUAACUUGUCAUACGCAGGCUGCACAACGCUAAAUCUCGUCCAAAUCGCAUAAUUUUUCAAAAUGAAAUUUAAAACUUUAAAAGAAAAGCAAAUUUAUUUCAGACGACACCCCAGUAACUCAAUAUUGUGUAGGAACAUCCACCAAAACCUUGUUAUUCUACAAUGACACCACUAUGGUAUGGUCAGCUCAAUUUGGAGUAAUUCCAAUCGAAGUACGACGAUGCAACUUCACUCAUAAUCACCGUGGCAUGGUUACAAUACUCUCGGAUGACUGUCGAUUAACCUCCGGUUAUUUGGGCACAGAACCGUCCAUCUUCAGAAUGCCGGUCACUGAGACCAGAUUCAUUGAUUUCGAAGCCAGAAGGGAGGAAAUUGAAAAUUUCGAAAAAACGAUUAAAAACGCUUCAAAGGACUCGAGUAACUUCACAUCAAGUCGUGAACUUGAGGUUAAGAUUCAGGUCGUUUUGGACGUGAAUUCUGUAGCUGUGGAUACGUUUGAAGGAGCUACAUCGGCUACGAUCAAUGUUUCGGUUCAGUCGCCUGCUCCGAGAGUGGAUCUUGUGUUCCAUUCUGAGUGCUACAGUGAGCCGGACAACUUCACUGUUACUACAGGUAGGGUGGGGUAAAGCAAUAUAAAGUAGGACAGAGUAGGGUAAGAUGAGGUAUUGUGGGGUUGGGCAGGGUAAAAUCAUUUAGGGUAAGAUAGGGGUGUGUAGGAUAAGAAGGGGCAGGAUAAGCUGAAAGGGGUAUGGCUAGGUUCUUUGACCCAGCAAAACAAAAAGAUAGGGUAGGGUAAAGCUAAGGCAAGGCUAAAAAAGUGGAUUUGGCAUGGCACAACAAGCUAUGUCAAGGAAGAUAAAGGCAUAUUAAUGCAGGAUAAGUAAGGAGAAUAGAAUAGGGUACGGUAGGAUACAGUAGGGUAGGGUAGGGUAGUUGUAUUAAUCUCACCUUACAUAAUAAAUUUUUGAUUUUAAGGCGGAUUCGAAGGCAUGUCAAUCACAACGUUCGUGUACGGACAACCUGUUGCAGACAGCCGCUUCAUUCUUACUGCUUCAACUUCUACUGGAGGUAUUGUCCUUUCAUAUAUUGGCCGUUUUUAUAUUAAAAAUGUUGUUUCUAGGGCUAUAUUAUUAUACUAAUUAUACUAAUUUACUAUCUAUGACAAAACAUUGCUUACAAUUGUUAGAGAAAGGUUUUUAUGCCAAUAGCAAGAACUUUCUUUACAGAUCAUAAAAUGGUAGAAACUUUUUUAGCCUGACGUUUUUACCUUAUGUUAUUAUAGAAUCCUCACUGAUCGAAGGGCGAUUACCGUUAAAGUUACUGUGCUUCGAAGUCGGUGCGUUAAGGGCAGCUCAACAUAAAUUGUCGUUGGACACUCAAUCAGCUGGACUAGAAAUUCGGGAUCUUUAUCCAGGUAUGUUUACUCUGACCUACCCUAUCUGUACUGCCGUGCCUUGCCUUACUCUGUCCUGCUCUGCUCUAUCUUGCCCUUCCGUACCCUACCUCCCUUUCCUUACUUUAUGCUGGUGUACUUUACCCUACCCUACUCUACCUGACUUUAGCCUACCUUGCCCCACCAAAAUAUAAACAUAUUGUUGUAGAAUUCGAAACAGAAUCUCAAAGUUCACUAGGCCUUCAACCGUUUGGCUCCGAGGCUGUGGUAUCUUUGUUCAGUGGAGUAAAGAAUGGUCGAUACCGAAUACAAUCAGACUCAACUGACUUCCUUUACCUAGUGUUUGAUGACCUAGUCAGAAGAAUCAAGAAAAAACAGCCCGAUGCCAAAUUGAGCUGUCCUGUACCUUUACAUAUGUUUGUUACUGGCAUUGUCAGGCAAAUUGAGGUAGGAAUUUGAGAUUUUGUUUCAAAAUUGGGGGUGUUUUAGGUGGUUUUUGAGGUAAAAAUGAAGGUUUUAAGACUUUUUUGGUCUAAAAUAAGGUCUUUUAGGUAUUUUGUAUUAAAUAACAAAUUAUUUGAAAGGUCCUACAAACUUUAAUACCAGGAAAGUCAAAUAAAUUUACCUAAAAACACACUUUAAGUUAGAAAAACGCAGAGAAGCAGAGCGAAAAGAAGUUGAUCGAGUCUCAAUCCAGAUGCGCCAUGUUGAAACGAUGCUACUGAACAAACUAAAAGUAGAUCGAGACGAAUCCAUGGCCUCUAUCAACGUCUUGGUCAACUACACCUAUCGCGAGCUUUUGACAGGACUAGAUCAACUCAAAAAUACCGAAAAGGAGGUCGAAGCUCACCGGACCUUCACCUUGAAACCCUUGUUGAACUUGAUGAAGCUCGUCCUCGGAAUGAGCGAUAUUAACCUGCCUUUUGAUGGCUGGAUUCUUGACGGGAAUGAUCAGGUAAGCAUAAUAUAUAAAAAUCAUUUAAGGUCAUUACCAAUACCUUAACAAUAAUUUCGUUUUACCUACUACAACAUCCCAAUUUCCAGACCCUAACCCAAAUCCUCGCUCCAUUGCUUGGCCAUGUUGGAAGUUCGGCCGAUCUUACAGCAGAUGGCAUAACACAACUGAUUGUCGCGUUUUGUGAACAAGGCGGUCGGUUUUCGACUAUCGCUGAAAUGCCCGAAGAAGAAGAAGAAGAAAAACAACAUGACACAAAUGAUCUUGUUCAUCUCGAAACUGGAGCAAUGGAAAGCUCUUUGCACACUAAUAACUAG